UAAAAAUAUAACCAAAUCAACAAUGGCGAAUGGCGUUUGUCGGACGCCGGGGAAUAUCUUUUAUUUUAAUUCUGUUUUCAAGUGAGACCAAUGUUUUUCCUUUAUAAUGUCAAAACAAGGCAAAAGAAAAAUUACUGUCGAAAUUCCGAAAUCGAAAGACCUAGCCAACAGACCUAGUGUUUUCGAGCGUCUCGGAACCAAGAAAACUAGUGCAAAAAAAACAAGUGAACAUUGUAGACAGUGGGCUCAACACGGAAGUUGCGCUUACGGUAAAAGUUGCAAAUUUGCUGCCACACACACAUUAAUUAGCCCUUCGAAGCAGCGGGCGGCUAAUAAAGACAGUGAACAAAAACGAUUAGUGAAAGAUGAUGCUAAAAGUAGGCUUCAUUCGGCAGUAGUCGUGCGGUCGGGCCGCAGUCCCGAUGGUGAACUUGACAACUGGGACCAAAAUGACCUAGAAUGUGUGGACACAGACGAGCUGGAGAAACGAAGGCUCCAGCUUCAGCGUGAACUCGAAUUGCAGUUAAAGAUGGAAUCUGGAAAAGAUAUGCGGAAAGAAAAAAAGAAGCCUGUGUCGAGCUCCUCGUCUUCGAGGAGCUCCAGCUCUUCAAGCGUGUCUUCUUCGUCAUCUGAUGGAAGCUCAUCUUCCUCUUCUUCUGGACGGGAAGCAAGGCGAAAAACGAAGAAAGGGAAAUUGAAACGAAACUCUAGUUCUUCAUCGGAUGGUGAUGCGCCAGCUAAAAAAAAAAUUGUAAAAAAUGACACUAAAAGAGACAGAAGUGAAACGAAAAAAACAAGUGUUAAAAAAGACGACAGGCUUUUGAAAAAGACUGAUGUCACUAAGAAAAAGCCCUUGACAAAAACAGCUUUAGGUAAAAAAUCACUGUCACCAGGGAAGAAAUCUGGUGGCACUCCACCAAUCUCAUCCAAGAGUCUAUCAAAGGCUGUUGGUAAACAUGGUAAGUCUCCAGCAAAGCGAGACAAAAAGAGUGCUUCCCCACAUUCGAGUAAAGACCGCGAAAAGGACAAAAAAGAAAAAGAGAGAGAAAAGGACAGAGAAAAGGAGCGCGAAAAAGAGAGGGAACGCAGAGGCGGACGCAGCCGAUCGCCCAGAAAAGGUAGGUCUAGAUCACCUCGCCACCCUAAAGACCCCAGACGAAAAGAUAGUUCCGAGAGAAGUAGACCAGUUUCACCGAAAAAGCAAGUAAGACGGGAAGGUAGCACUGAUAGACAUAGAAAACGAUCUCCCAGUAGGGACCGUGAUAGAGGUCGUGAUCACAAAGAUAGAUCAUUAGAAAAAAGGAAAGAAAAGCAUGACGAUAAAGAUAGACACGAUAGAAAGGAUAGAGGCCGUGAGAGAAAUAAAGAGGGUAGUAAACGUGACGACGGCAAGCGUAGAGGGCGUGAUAGGGGCCUAGGUAGUAGAGGGCCAGAUAAAGGUCUUGAAAAACCAAACAAACCUAUGGAAAGACUGCUGCCUAGGCCUGAAGAGCGUUUAGCUGCCCUUGCGGCUAUUUCUAAUAGAGCUCUCGAAACAGAUAAGAACUCAACUACUUCUAAAGAUCGUCAGGAUACACAUUCGGAAAGAGGUGGCCGCAAACAAGAUAGGCUCGAACGCGAUAGGUCAAGUAAAAGAGAUAGAAUUGGUAGUUUGGAUAGAGAAGGAGGUGAUUAUGAAAUGGGUAUGGACCGUAACUAUGACCAUGGUAUGGAUCAAUAUGAAAGAAUGGAUGAUCGCUACGAUGACGGUCCUAGGGACGACGACAGGUCACCGGGUUACGCUAGAGAUAGACAUUACGAUCCCGGAUACGAUAUGCCUGGUCCACCCAGAGGGUAUCCAGAAGAUGAAGAUAGGAUGUAUGCUGACCGCAUGGGUGACCAUCGCGGUGUUGAUAUGGGAUACGACGACCGACGUCCACAUCGCGACCGUUCUUGGGAAGGGCGCUCCGGCUCCAUGGACAGAGAGCGUUAUAUGCAUCCACACAAAGAGUGGGAUAGCGAAGACUAUCGCGGCGGAGAUUGGAGCAGAGAUAGACAUUGGCCCAUGCAUGAACCACAGAUGAACGACUGGGGUGAUAAGGACGCGGAUAUGGAAGGGUGGCAUCACAGAGGCCACCCGUCGGGACCACAUCGCGGUCGAAUGCAUGAUGAUUAUAAUCGUGGUAUGAGAAUGGACAUGAGAGAUAAACGUCGCCUACAGCGGGUGGAGCCGGAGGCCGGCGCCAAGGAGGCCGCGGCCGCCGCCCCGCGCGAGGCCGACGCGGACGAGAAGCCCAUACCGGACGACCUCAGCGAGAUCAGCGAUGAUCCUGAUGAUAUUUUAAACAGAGAAGAUAUGAUGGAUCCAUCAAUGGAUGAAGACAGCCAAGCUGCUCAACCUAUGGAUGAAAGUGUGAAACCUGAUGGUUCAGAAAAAGAGUCUACUCAGGAUACCAGUGGUGCUGGAGAUGAAAAGGAUUCCCCGGGAGCCAAGAAUGAUGAAGAUGUUAAUGAUCUAGACUUUGAAGAAAUAUCAGAUGGAGAGCUGGAGGAGGAGCGAACAAGAGCUGGCCUAGGAGACGCGCUCGGAGUAGAUUGGGCUAGUUUGGUAGCAGACGUGCACCGGCGAGAACAAACCGCUCCCACUGGCGGGGCGCGUGACCGCUGGAAACCUGAACGCGUUCUCGCACGUCUCGGCCUUUCUGUGCACAUGGCGGGCAAAAACACUGUUCAACACAUACUGCAUAAAAAUGCCGAAAGUUUACUUACUCAAAAAACUACCAAGGGUGAACCAAGCUCGGAGCAUCCUCCUGAAAAUGCUCCAGAUCAGAAUGGAAAGCAUGAAGAGGAUGAGAAGCCUGCAGCUCCACCAGAUGUGGAAUCUUUGCAUCCUGUGGCUGCUAUUCAGGUAGCAGUCCAGAAGCGUAAACGCCAGCGCGCCGUUUUAUUCGGAUCUGGCUGCGAGAUCACUCGAGCCCUGAGCGCUCGCCGAGACCUGGCGCUGCGGCGCUACCUGUGCCACCUGCCCGCCGCCGAGCGCACCGGCCACGCCCGCGCCGCGCCCAACCCCGACCUGUUCCACGCCGCCAGGGCUGCCCUCAUGCAGCCAGAGGUUACUGGCUGACGAAGGUGAUCAAUUGAUGUUGCACCUCGUCUAUUUCAUUUGAAAUAAGUGCAAUAAUCGAGACAUGAAAAACUAUUUACUUAU
This is a messenger RNA of Cydia amplana, 3187 nucleotides long. RefSeq names its product zinc finger CCCH domain-containing protein 13-like. The record is from RefSeq and is a predicted model, not a curated record. Lineage: Eukaryota; Metazoa; Arthropoda; Insecta; Lepidoptera; Tortricidae. Gene Ontology annotation, cellular component: RNA N6-methyladenosine methyltransferase complex. Gene Ontology annotation, molecular function: metal ion binding. The coding region runs from base 107 to 3103 and encodes 998 amino acids. The transcript is spliced from 9 exons.